Messenger RNA from Protopolystoma xenopodis, 705 nucleotides. NCBI's taxonomy places the organism in Eukaryota, Metazoa, Platyhelminthes, Monogenea, Polystomatidea, Polystomatidae. The record is from the annotation of a GenBank genome assembly.
GUUGUUGCCUCGUUCGGUCUGACUCGACCUGCAGUGAUCGCCUGCUCUGGCCGCCCGGGGGAGCGUCAAGUGCGUGUCGUGUUGGUCACACUGUUGGCUUCACUUUGCCUCGGACAGCAGAUGCCGAAAACCGGACGGAGCAGGCCACAACCUGUUGACGAGACUUGUCGGCGUGACAGUAGCUCUGGUUCAUCUUGCUCUGCAUCACCAUCGCUUGUCUUCUCUUCUUUCCGUUGCCCUCUUCCAUCCUCGUUCAUCUUCCAUCUUCCACGUCCAUCCAUCCAUCCAUCCAUUCAUCCUCACUCAGCCAUUCUCUCCACCCAUUGGCCAGUAAGUUGGCCGGCCCACCACCGCUCCCUCGCCUCGCCUCCACUCCUCAACUCACCCUCGUUCCCACAUGCAGCUGGCCAUUUCAGUACACAUCCGUCUCCCCAUCUCACGGCCUCCUCCAUAACUAUCACACGUUUAUCCCGAUUUUCUCCGCACACCCAUUCGGCCCUUAACGCCGCAGCAACCCCUGGCAUCGUGUAUGCAAACAGAUCCAGACAUUUGCCCGCUUGCGUGUGCUCAUGUGCACAGCGCACACGUGUGCCGCAUGCAGACACAGCCUCAUGCAUAAAGGACAUUUUUUCUCCGCUACCUGCUCGCUCCACUGCCGGCAAUAUCACUUUUGAUAGCACCGCAUGGUGCUCUCCCCAUUUUUAG